This is a messenger RNA of Solanum verrucosum, 1397 nucleotides long. Its product is annotated as mannan endo-1,4-beta-mannosidase 6. Gene Ontology annotation, molecular function: hydrolase activity, hydrolyzing O-glycosyl compounds. Bases 45 to 1394 code for a protein of 449 amino acids. The transcript is spliced from 6 exons. NCBI's taxonomy places the organism in Eukaryota, Viridiplantae, Streptophyta, Magnoliopsida, Solanales, Solanaceae. The record is from RefSeq and is a predicted model, not a curated record.
UAUGUUGUUCAAGAUAAUCUCAACUUGUCCAUUUACUUGCCAACAUGGUCAGCCAUAAGCAGAGUUUUAGUUCUAAGUUCAUUUUUCUGGCUGCUAGUUUUGUACUUGUUAUGUUCAUAAAGAACGCAAACUCUGCUCCGUUUGAUGAAGCUGGGAAUGAGGGAGAGAUGGAAGAUGGAGCAGCGUGGACGAUGGUGCAGAAGAGCGGGAACCAAUUUGUGUUGAAUGGCCAACCUUUCUAUGUGAAUGGAUUCAACACUUAUUGGUUGAUGGUGUUUGCUGCUGAUCAGUCCACAAGGGGAAAAGUUACUGAGGUGUUCCAGCAGGCAUCUGCUGUCGGUCUAUCAGUAUGCCGAACUUGGGCUUUCAAUGAUGGCCAAUGGCGUGCUCUUCAGAAAACUCCUGCUGUUUAUGACGAAGACGUUUUCAAGGCUCUGGAUUUUGUGGUGAGUGAAGCCAAGAAAUUCAAGAUUAGGCUGAUACUGUCACUAGUCAACAACUGGGAAGCAUACGGUGGAAAAUCGCAGUAUGUAAAAUGGGGUAAAGCUGCUGGCCUGAAUUUGACUUCUGAUGAUGACUUCUUCUCUCAUCCCACACUCAAAAGCUACUACAAGGCUCAUGUGAAGGCUGUGCUCAAUAGAGUUAAUACCUUUACCAACAUGACAUACAAGGAUGACCCCACUAUUUUCGGUUGGGAACUGAUGAAUGAGCCGCGGUGUGAAUCAGAUCCUUCUGGGGAUAAACUGCAUGCUUGGAUAGAAGAAAUGGCAGUUUAUGUGAAGACAAUAGAUCCGAAGCAUUUGGUGCAGAUCGGACUGGAAGGUUUCUAUGGUCCCUCGACUCCUAAUAAAGCUCAGAUCAACCCAAACUCUUAUGCUCAACAAGUCGGAACUGACUUCAUUAGAAACCAUCAGGUUCUUGGAGUUGAUUUCGCCUCAGCUCACAUGUAUCCCGACUCUUGGAUUUCACAAGAGAUUUCUGAUGCUCAUAUUGGAUUCACCAAGACAUGGAUGCAAGCACACAUUGAAGACGCGGAGAACUAUCUCAACAUGCCAGUGGUAUUCUCAGAGUUCGGUGUUUCUGCAAAAGACCCUGGCUACAAUUCAACUUUCAGAGACUCACUAAUCAGUACAGUUUACACAAUACUCUUGAAUUCUACUAAGAAAGGAGGGGCUGGAGGUGGAAGUCUUUUGUGGCAAGUGUUUCCAGAAGGAACAGAUUACAUGGAUGAUGGUUAUGCAAUAGUACUUUCAAAGGCACUUUCAACCUCGAACAUCGUAUCUCUUCAUUCUAAGAGGCUAAAUACCUACAAUUCCCUCUGCUCCUGGAAAUGCCACUGGGGUUGCAAGAAGAAACAUGCCCUUGACAACUUCCAGUUACAUGAAGAGCUUUAACAU